AUGCGGCGCCUGCCGGAUUCGCUCAGCAAUCUCUCCUCGCUCACCUCUCUCCACGUCGACGGCUCGUGGCACGUUGGUCAGUUCCCGCCUCGCGUCGCCGCGCUGCAGCAGAUGCGGCGACUGGAGCUGCAAAACUUCGAUGGCGUCGCAUGCUUGGACCUCCACUCCCUCCCACCCAACCUGCCCUUCGCAACAGCAUUGCGCCAUCUCACUCUCACCUAUCUCAACUUCGAAGUGUCUCUCGACCCGCUAAGCCAUCUGGUGUCUUUGGAGCGGCUCGAGGUGUCAAGCGUCGACCACGAGGAGCGCUUUCCCGCCGCGCUCUUCGCACUGCCGUCGCUAGCGCACGUGAAAGCGGGGUACGUGUCGUGGGUGGAAGCAAACCACGAGGUGACCACGUGGGAGGAUGUGAGGGAGCUAGCUGCGCUCCUGGGACAUGUGGCGCUGAAUCAUGAUCAUCCCUCUGCUACCGCCCCCGCAGCAGCCACAGCCGCAGCCGCAGCCGCAGCAGGUGCAGCAAGCGAUACCGCCAACCAAUCAGCUUUCGGCCCAUCUCUGAAGCAUCUUAUCAUGUGCAUGGGCACUCCCGGGAACGGCAGGCUUGGCGGCACACUCUCCACGCGUCUGUGCUUGCUGCUCUCCGUCACACACCUCUCCAUCGUCUGCCUCACCUCCUCUUCCCACCUGCCCUCUUCCCUUGGUCAUCUCACCAACCUUCGCUGGCUCUCCCUGCGUGGCACAUGGCUCUGCCUGCCGCUCUCCCUCUCUCGCCUCGCCCCGUGCCUGCACUCGCUGAAACUGCACUACAGUGGCAGCACGACAUCAGAAUACUUACAGCGCGUGCUGCCUUCCUUUCUCUCGAAUCUCACCUCCCUCACAAACCUCCACCUCCGCAACAUGCACGUUCCGUUCCCUCGCCCUCCUUUGCGCGUCUGCACGCCCUCCACACGCUUCACCUAG
This is a messenger RNA of Closterium sp. NIES-65, 960 nucleotides long. NCBI's taxonomy places the organism in Eukaryota, Viridiplantae, Streptophyta, Zygnematophyceae, Desmidiales, Closteriaceae. The record is from the annotation of a GenBank genome assembly.